AUGCCUGGCUCCAGGACGACGAUGCGUGGAACGCUUUCGGCAAAAGAACCAAGAUCAGGAAGCCGCAGGAAGACGAGGACGAGCAAGAAAGCGCCUACCUCGAAGGCGAAGCCGCGUUCCAGCGCUACGUCGAAUGCCUGCAAUGGCUCCUCUGCACACAAGCCCGCUGGCUGGUCCACUCCAAAGGCAUGCCCGCCGACCUUGAGGCAAGUAAAUCUCCAUCACCCACGCCGACGAACCAACCCUCACCUUUUCUCCCAGAUCGUCAUCCGCGACCUCUGGCACAUCCGCCUCCGCGCCCUCUCGUGGACCCAAAACCGCGACAACGCGCCGCAUCCCAUCCGACCCCUCGACACCCUCGUCCUCUGCUACUUUGGUCUCGUCGUGCUCCAGCUCCCCGUCUCCCUGCACGACCUCCACUCCUGGCUGUCUUUCUCUUCCUCCUCCACCACCACAAUCACCAACCCCCCAGCACCCCAAAACAACAACAACAACACCACCACCACCCCAACUACCCUAACCGACCCCACCCCCAGCUUCACCCCCAGCUCCAACUCCCCCCACCCAACCCCCCCCUCCCUCCUCCUCCUCCCCUCCCCGCUCACCCACCGCCUGCCCCCCGCCUACCUCUCCGCCCUCUCCUCUGCCCCGCCGUCCCCCCCCUUCCCCCCCACCCCUUCGCGCCUCCAAUCCGGCAUCUGCGCCCUCGCCCGCCUCUUCCGCGCCGACCUCGGCGUCGCCUUGCCGCCGCUCAACUUUUUCCCGCUGGCCUACCGCGCGUACGUCGAGGCGCUGGGCUUGCCGCUGGAAUUGCUGCCGGUGGUGGAGAGGUUGGCGAGGGGGGCGGGGGUGGGGUGGGUUGUUGGUGGGGGUGAUGCGUUUGGUGGGGAUGAGGGUGGUGGGGAAAGGAGGAGGAGGAUGAAGGUGGAUGCUAGGUGUUGGUUGCCGGAGGCGCAGUUGGCGGCGCUGGUGGUGGUGGGGAUGGAGGUGUUGUGUCCGUUGAGGGAGGAACCAGAGGGAGCGGGCGAGGGCGACCGCGUGAAGAAGAAGGUGCCGGCGUUUGAGUGGGCGGAGUGGGUGCGGCGGCGGGAGCGCGGCGCCGUGGAUGAGGCGCGGGGGGAGGCGAUGGCUCUCGUGCGUGUGGGUGGCGGCGUGGAUGGAGCGGCGGAUGGGGGCGAUGAUGAUGAAUAUUUGAGUGCUGCGGAGAAGAUGCUGCAGGGGCGGGAUGUGGAUGAUGUGGCGGGGCUGCCCAAGGCGACGGCGUUGCUGGGCGGCGGUGCGGAUGAAGCGGCGUAUGCGGAGGAGGAUGAGGAUGAGCUGGAGGGGUUGGAGGGGAUUGAGAGGGUGUUUUACGAGGCUGUUGCUGAGCGGGCUGUUAUGCCUGUCUCGCUGCUGGUGAAGAGUGUGGGUCUGAUUGAGAAGAAGUUGGAGGAGUCGGCGAAGAAGAUAAGGGAGGGGAGGAGGAGGUUGGGUAAUGCGAGAUAG
Messenger RNA from Diplodia corticola, 1485 nucleotides. RefSeq lists its product as uncharacterized. NCBI's taxonomy places the organism in Eukaryota, Fungi, Ascomycota, Dothideomycetes, Botryosphaeriales, Botryosphaeriaceae. The coding region runs from base 1 to 1485 and encodes 494 amino acids. The transcript has a single exon. The record is from RefSeq and is a predicted model, not a curated record.